UUUGAGUAUGUUUCCCGCGCACGGUAGGUGCUUUCACGUCACCUUUGAAAUCGCUCCUCCCUAGUCCCCUAGAACGAGCGCCCUCCCCUUUGCAACGCCUCCGAACAUAUCACAGAGGCGCGCUUUCUGUGCCGCUGGCCUCAAUCAGGUCGACCAAACGCAGAUAAUAGCGCUCCACGCACCGUUGCUGAAGUCAUUCAUUCACUUGAACUCAACUAGCGAACACACCAUGUCUGGAAGAGGCAAAGGCGGCAAGGGACUUGGAAAAGGAGGCGCCAAGCGUCACCGCAAAGUUCUCCGCGAUAACAUCCAGGGAAUCACCAAACCCGCUAUCCGCCGUCUGGCUCGCCGCGGCGGCGUGAAGCGUAUUUCCGGUCUGAUCUACGAGGAGACCCGCGGUGUCCUGAAGGUGUUCCUGGAGAACGUGAUCCGUGACGCAGUCACCUACACCGAGCACGCCAAGAGGAAGACCGUUACAGCUAUGGACGUGGUCUACGCUCUGAAACGUCAGGGACGCACCCUGUACGGUUUCGGCGGUUAAAGUCACUCUCUUCGGAACCACAACACCCCGACUCGAACCCAAAGGCUCUUUUAAGAGCCAC
Molecule: messenger RNA, 602 nt
Organism: Coregonus clupeaformis (lake whitefish)
Lineage: Eukaryota; Metazoa; Chordata; Actinopteri; Salmoniformes; Salmonidae
Product: histone H4-like
Biological process (GO): nucleosome assembly
Cellular component (GO): nucleosome
Molecular function (GO): structural constituent of chromatin; DNA binding; protein heterodimerization activity
Source: RefSeq, a predicted model, not a curated record